CACAUGGAUAAUUCAUCCAGAGACCUGUCCAGACUUGCCCAAAGCUCAGCACAGACUGCAAAUCCUUUUAGAAAUCUGUAACCAUGAAGAUGCUGCUGGCUGGAAUCGUCCUGAUCCUAAUUGUCCAAACCAAUGCUCAGUGGUACAACUUUCCAGUUGAAGCUGCUCAAGGAGCGAGGGACAUGUGGCGGGCUUACAGUGACAUGAGAGAGGCUAACUGGAAAAACUCGGACAAAUACUUUCAUGCCAGAGGAAACUAUGACGCUGCGCAGAGAGGAGCCGGAGGCAGGUGGGCUGCUGAGGUGAUCAGCAAUGGCAGAGAGUGGAUUCAAGAGAAGACGGGCCACGGAGCUGAGGACAGCGCAGCCGAUCAGGUUGCAAACCGUUGGGGGAGAGAGGGAGGAGAUCCCAAUCAUUUCAGGCCAGCAGGGCUCCCUGACAAAUACUGAGGCCAAAGUCCUUGUACUGAAUCUGGUGAAAAGAACUCUCUGGAGUUGGAGAUAAUGGGAAUCCAUAUCCGCAGUGACAAAAUGAAUUUGGAUGUGAAA
Messenger RNA from Salarias fasciatus (jewelled blenny), 548 nucleotides. RefSeq names its product serum amyloid A (gene saa). The transcript has 4 exons. Gene Ontology annotation, cellular component: extracellular region. Bases 84 to 449 code for a protein of 121 amino acids. The record is from RefSeq and is a predicted model, not a curated record. NCBI's taxonomy places the organism in Eukaryota, Metazoa, Chordata, Actinopteri, Blenniiformes, Blenniidae.